GUGAGUGAGGCGGCGGAUGGGGGCGCUACAGAGUCGCACAGGCCGGGUCCCUGCGAUACAAUCUACCGAGAGAGGGGGGUGAAGGAAAAAAACCAACUGGGUAGGUCGGUCUUUGUUUCUGGCUAGGAGGAAAAACCAAGAGACGCUGCAACCGGUGAGGACUUCAAACAUCACCUUUCACCACUCGUGGGUACUUGCUGCUGCCACACAUUCCCAGUUUCCCCUGAGAGAUGUCCACCCCUGACCCCCCGAUGGGAGGGACACCUCGGCCCGGACCCUCCCCGGGCCCAGGGCCAUCUCCAGGAGGCAUGAUGGGCCCGAGCCCAGGUCCCUCGCCAGGCUCAGCCCACAGCAUGAUGGGGCCCAGCCCAGGACCUCCAGGAUCUGGACACCCCCACCCUCCACAGGGACCCUCAGGAUAUCCUCAGGACAACAUGCACCAGAUGCAUAAACCCAUGGAAGCCAUGCAUGAGAAGGGAAUGCCCGAUGACCCCCGCUAUAGCCAGAUGAAGAACAUGGGCAUGAGACCAGGGGGGCACAGUGGCAUGGGACCCCCUCCAAGCCCAAUGGACCAACAUUCCCAAGGUUACCCCUCUCCAUUGGGAGGCUCGGAGCACGCACCUAGUCCUGUCCCAGCCAACGGCCCUCCCUCUGGCCCUAUGAUGCCCGGAGGUCCCUCUGUCCCCGGGCCUGGCGCUAUGGAGGCUAGUGGGGAUCCUAACCAGGGAAUGGGUCAGCCUAACCGCGGGGGUCCCCAGGGACCAGGCGGACCCGGUGUUGCGGGAGGUGGACCAGGUGGCGCAGGCGGACCCACCCCUUUUAACCAGAACCAGUUGCACCAACUCAGGGCUCAGAUUAUGGCCUACAAGAUGCUGGCACGCAGUCAGCCCUUACCAGAUCACCUGCAGAUGGCCGUGCAGGGGAAGAGGCCCAUGCCAGGGAUGCAGCAACAGCCGAUGCCUAACAUGCCACCUGCUGCUGGACCUGGAGGUGGGCCUGGGGCUGGUCCGGGACCCGCUCAGGCCAACUACAACAGACCACAUGGCAUGGUAGGUCCCAAUAUGGCGCCUCCUGGACCUGCAGGAGUUCCCCCAGGUAUGCAAGGCCAGCCUACCAACGGACCCCCUAAAUCAUGGCCUGAAGGACCAAUGGUGAAUGCUGCUGCCCCAUCCAACACUCCUCAGAAGCUGAUUCCACCUCAACCCACUGGCAGACCCUCUCCCGCUCCUCCCUCUGUGCCCCCCGCUGCCUCCCCAGUAAUGCCCCCUCAGACGCAGUCCCCAGGACAGCCUGCCCAGCCCCCUCCCAUGAUGCUUCACCAGAAGCAGAACCGCAUAACCCCCAUCCAAAAACCCCGCGGGCUGGACCCAGUGGAGAUCCUCCAGGAAAGAGAAUACCGGCUACAGGCUCGUAUUGCUCAUCGUAUCCAAGAGCUGGAGAACCUCCCUGGCUCUCUAGCUGGUGACCUGCGCACCAAAGCCACCAUCGAACUCAAGGCCCUGAGACUGCUUAACUUCCAGAGACAGCUGCGCCAGGAAGUGGUGGUUUGCAUGCGCCGUGACACCGCUUUGGAAACUGCCCUAAACGCUAAGGCGUACAAGCGUAGCAAACGUCAGUCUCUACGUGAAGCCCGCAUCACCGAGAAGCUUGAGAAACAGCAGAAGAUCGAACAGGAGCGUAAACGUCGCCAGAAACACCAGGAAUACCUCAACAGCAUCCUGCAGCACGCCAAGGACUUCAAGGAGUACCACCGCUCCAUCACAGCAAAGAUCCAGAAGGCUACCAAAGCUGUCGCUACCUAUCAUGCCAACACUGAGCGCGAGCAGAAAAAAGAGAACGAGCGCAUUGAAAAGGAGAGAAUGCGGAGGCUGAUGGCUGAAGAUGAAGAAGGCUAUCGUAAACUCAUUGACCAAAAGAAAGAUAAGCGUCUGGCCUACCUGCUACAGCAGACAGACGAGUACGUGGCCAACCUCACCGAGCUGGUGCGAGCCCACAAAGCCGUACAAGCUCUCAAAGAGAAGAAAAAGAAGAAGAAAAAGAAGAAGCCAGAGACUUUGGAUGGUGGUUCUUCCGGCAUGGGACCUGAUGGAGAGCCUUUAGAUGAGACCAGUCAAAUGAGUGACCUGCCGGUGAAGGUCAUCCACAUGGACAGUGGAAAGAUCCUGACUGGGGUUGAGGCACCUAAGGCUGGCCAGCUGGAGGCCUGGCUUGAAAUGAACCCAGGAUAUGAAGUAGCGCCACGUUCAGACAGUGAAGAAAGUGGUUCAGAAGAGGAAGAGGAGGAGGAGGAGGAUGACGAAGAGCCUCAGCCCUCUUCAGCUCCAACGGAGGAGAAGAAGAAGAUUCCUGACCCUGACAGUGAAGAAGUAUCUGAAGUGGAUGUCCAGCACAUCAUCGAACAUGCCAAACAGGAUGUAGAUGAUGAGUACGGCAAUGCAAGUUUCAACCGAGGCCUGCAGUCCUACUACGCUGUGGCUCACGCUGUCACUGAGAAAGUGGACAAACAGUCCACACUGCUGAUUAAUGGGCAGCUCAAGCAAUACCAGAUCAAAGGUUUGGAGUGGCUGGUGUCACUUUACAACAACAACUUGAAUGGCAUCCUGGCUGAUGAGAUGGGUCUAGGAAAAACGAUCCAGACCAUCGCCCUCAUCACUUACCUCAUGGAGUACAAGCGCCUCAACGGGCCCUUCCUCAUCAUUGUACCUCUCUCAACUCUAUCAAACUGGGUCUAUGAGUUUGAUAAGUGGGCGCCAUCUGUCGUGAAAGUCUCCUACAAGGGAUCUCCAGCUGCUCGUCGUGCAUUCGUCCCCAUCUUGCGCAGUGGCAAGUUCAACGUGCUGCUCACCACCUACGAGUACAUCAUCAAAGACAAGCAAGUGCUGGCAAAGCUUCGUUGGAAGUACAUGAUUGUGGAUGAAGGCCAUCGUAUGAAGAACCACCACUGUAAGCUGACCCAGGUCUUGAACACGCACUACUUAGCCCCUCGACGUCUGCUGCUCACAGGCACUCCACUGCAGAACAAGCUGCCUGAGCUCUGGGCCCUGCUCAACUUCCUCCUGCCCACCAUUUUCAAGAGCUGCAGUACGUUCGAACAAUGGUUCAAUGCCCCCUUUGCCAUGACUGGAGAGAAGGUUGACCUGAAUGAAGAAGAGACCAUCCUGAUCAUUCGACGUUUACACAAGGUGCUCAGGCCUUUCCUGCUGCGCCGACUCAAGAAAGAAGUCGAGGCCCAGCUGCCUGAGAAGGUGGAAUAUGUGAUAAAGUGCGACAUGUCGGCCCUACAGAGGGUUUUGUACAGACACAUGCAGGCCAAGGGAGUCUUGCUCACAGAUGGGUCAGAAAAAGACAAGAAGGGUAAAGGUGGCACGAAGACACUGAUGAACACUAUCAUGCAACUGAGAAAGAUUUGCAACCACCCCUACAUGUUCCAGCACAUUGAGGAAUCUUUCUCUGAGCAUCUUGGUUAUUCUGGCGGAAUCGUGAGCGGCCCUGACCUGUACCGCUCCUCUGGGAAGUUCGAGCUGCUGGACCGUAUCCUGCCCAAGCUGAGGGCCACAAACCACAAAGUGCUGCUCUUCUGUCAAAUGACCUCACUCAUGACCAUCAUGGAGGACUACUUUGCCUACCGUAACUUCAAGUACCUACGUCUGGAUGGCAGGGACCGUGCUGCUGCUGAAACAUUCAAUGACCCCGGCUGUGAGUAUUCGUAUUCUGCUAAGUACCAGGCAGGAGGUCUGGGCAUCAACCUGCAGUCUGCUGACAGUAUCAUCUUUGACAGUGACUGGAACCCACAUCAGGACUUGCAGGCACAGGACAGGGCCCACCGUAUCGGUCAGCAGAACGAAGUGCGCGUGCUCCGCCUCUGCACAGUCAACAGUGUAGAGGAAAAAAUUCUGGCAGCAGCCAAGUACAAACUGAACGUGGACCAGAAGGUCAUCCAGGCUGGCAUGUUCGACCAGAAGUCGUCAGGCUAUGAACGGCGGGCCUUCUUACAGGCCAUUCUGGAGCACGAGGAACAGGACGAGGUCGGGGCUCGAGCAGGCUGCCGCUCUAGGGGGGCGUGGGAGGAAGACGAAGUGCCCGAUGACGAGACUGUCAAUCAAAUGAUUGCCAGAAGUGAAGAGGAGUUCGAACAGUUCAUGCGCAUGGAUCUAGACAGACGCCGCGAGGAGGCCAGGAACCCUAAGAGGAAACCUCGUCUGAUGGAGGAGGACGAUAUGCCCAGCUGGAUUUUGAAAGACGACGCUGAGGUUGAGAGGCUAACUUGUGAAGAGGAGGAGGAGAAGAUGUUUGGCAGAGGCUCCCGCCAACGUAAGGAGGUGGACUACAGCGACUCGCUCACUGAGAAACAGUGGCUCAAGGCCAUAGAGGAGGGAAAUCUAGAGGACAUUGAAGAGGAAGUGCGCCACAAGAAGACAACCAGAAAGCGCAAGAGGGACCGUGACCAUGACGGCGGUCCGGCCACACCCAGUUCCAGCAGCGGCCGAGGGCGAGAUAAGGACGAGGAGGUGAAGAAGGCAAAAAAACGUGGUCGCCCGCCUGCUGAGAAGCUCUCUCCCAACCCUCUUUCCCUCACAAAGAAGAUGAAGAAGAUCGUUGAUGCCGUUAUCAAAUAUAAAGAUGGCAGUAAUGGGCGACAGCUGAGUGAAGUCUUCAUACAGCUGCCGUCCCGCAAGGAGCUGCCCGAGUACUAUGAGCUAAUCCGCAAACCAGUGGACUUCAGAAAAAUCAAGGAGAGGAUCCGCAGCCAUAAGUACCGCAGCCUCAACGACCUGGAGAAGGAUGUGAUGCUGCUGUGUCAAAACGCCCAGACUUUCAACCUGGAGGGGUCUCUGAUCUAUGAGGACUCCAUUGUGCUGCAGUCUGUCUUCACCAGCGUGAGACAGAAGAUCGAGAAGGACGAGGAGAGCGAAGGAGAGGAGAGUGAAGAAGAGGAGGAGGAUAGGGUCAAAUGUAACGUGCUUCCAGCAAACAGCGGAACGCGAGCGGGCGCGCUGGUCAGGAGCCCAGACCAUGAUGAUAGCAGGACAGUCCAGAUAAUGUAUCCCCUGGCUGGCAGGAGGGUGAACUCUACAGGAGGAGCCAGGGGAACUGGCUCCGUCGCCUGGAUCUUGUUGCUGGGAGAGGUCGUCGGAACAUUCGUGGGUCGUUUCGUUACAGAGAUUAGGCUCUUCGCGGUGAUGAGUCACUGUCAGUCAAGGGCAAGCCCCCCACCCCCUAGAACAAAAGUGAGCUUCCCUGAAACCCAUGAAACCAAACUCACCCACUCUCUUCUCUGCCUGGCUAUUCUGGAGCAGAAACAUGCUAACUGCAUCCGGAAGAACCUGAUUUGA
This is a messenger RNA of Morone saxatilis (striped sea-bass), 5333 nucleotides long. RefSeq names its product transcription activator BRG1-like. Gene Ontology annotation, cellular component: nucleus. The record is from RefSeq and is a predicted model, not a curated record. Gene Ontology annotation, biological process: positive regulation of transcription by RNA polymerase II. Lineage: Eukaryota; Metazoa; Chordata; Actinopteri; Moronidae. Gene Ontology annotation, molecular function: histone binding; ATP binding; ATP-dependent chromatin remodeler activity.